UCUAUUUUUAGCGAAAAGCUUCAAGUAUUCUGUGUGGCGGUUCGGAGCGCGUGGUUUACGUUCUGUCGUCUGUGUGGAAUUAUUCAUUUUAGGCAAUAAUGGCAGCUAAAUUAGAAGGAUUAAUUGGUGAGAGUGUCAUAAAGAAAAAUGGAGACAAAGUUUUAACCAAAUCAUUAUGUGGAAAAGACAGAAUUGUCGGGCUGUAUUUCUCAGCAAAUUGGUGUCCGCCAUGUCGGGGAUUUACACCAAAGCUUGCCGACUUUUAUACAAACUUUAAGAAAUCAGAAAAAGGUGAAAAUUUGGAAAUUAUUUUUGUAAGUUGGGAUAAAGAUGUAGACGGAUUUACGGAGUAUUUCUCUUCAAUGCCAUGGCUUGCCAUACCAUAUUCUGAUCGAGACAAAAAGGCUAAAUUGACGAAGAAAUAUAAAGUUGGUGGAAUACCACGGUUCGUUUUAUUGGAUGGAGAAAACGGCAAAUUAAUAACAACAGACGGGUUUAGCCAAUUAAUGGAGGACGAAACAGGAAAAGAUUUUCCUUGGCGUAUCAAACCAUUCCAUGAAAUGAUUAAAGGAAAAUUAUUAAAUGGAAAAGACGAGCUGAUUGAUUCUAACGAAUUAAUUAAAGGAAAAAUAGUAGGAUUGUACUUCUCAGCUCAUUGGUGCCCACCAUGUCGCCAUUUUACACCAGAGUUGAUAAAAACAUAUGAGAAAUUAAAAGAAGAAGGAAAAAGUUUUGAAGUUAUAUUUAUAUCAUCUGAUCGAAGUUCAGAAUCUUUUUCCCAAUAUUACAGUUGUAUGCCAUGGUUUGCUGUUCCAUUUGGUGACAACAGACUUCAACUGCUUACAUCACAAUAUGGAGUAGAUGGUAUACCAACUCUAGUGAUGAUAGAUGAAAAGGGUUCUAUAAUAACCAUUAAUGGUAGAACAUCUAUAUUAUUAGAUAGAAACUGUAGUGAGUUUCCAUGGUAUCCCAAACCUCUUGAUGAACUUACCCAGAAUGCGGCAUUACAGUUAAAUGAAUCAGUGUGUUUGGUCCUAUUUACUGAAGGUGAAGAUGAUGAAAUAGAACGAGCUAAAGAAUUAUUAUUAGAAUCUGCUACAAAAGAACAUCAGAAGGGUGAAGAUCAAGAACUCUUUUUUUUCUAUGGUGGAGAUGAUGAGUUCUGUGAUCAGGUUCGAGAUUUUACAAAUCUGGAUGAUCAAAACCCGUUAUUAGCCAUUCUUGAUCUUCCAGACCAACAGGUUUAUGUUUGUCCGGAGAAAGAUAUAACAAAAGACAUUGUAAAUAAUUUUACUGAGAAUUAUCACAAUAAUAAACUUACUCCGCGUCCAUUCAAAGCGUCUAAAACAGUGUGAAGUAUAUGGUAGUUAUUAGUGACGUUAAUGUGUAGUGUUAUUUAUUAAUGAUGGCUGUUCUGUACAGAGUAAUUGGACAGAAAUUUAAUGAACGGAAAGGAGUAUCCUUGAUCAUGAUAUAUGUAUAUGUUAAAUCGUAUUGGGAUAUAUGAAUGAUGUAAAAGAUGUUAAAACAUCCUUUAAUUUGUUUGUUACUUUCCUACAUGUACAUUGAUGUGUAGCUAUGAUCCGUCUGCAAGUAAUUUCAGUAGAACUUAAAUCUAUAUUCAAUUUUAAAUUGAAAUUGGUUGCUUUUAAAUGAUUGUUAGUUUAAUGUACACGAGUAUGAUGUUUCAAGCAAGAGUGUACAUUUUUGUUUUUAUGUACAAUAUAUUUGUGAUUAUUGUUUUUUGUUAGUGGUAAUAAUAUUCAUGUAUUUUGUAAUUAUUUUAACCCAACAAUUACAUGAUUCAAAUAGAUUCUCAAUUUUCAGAUUGUCUGGUGUUAAAAGUAUGAUAACAUGCAUCAAGACCUCUUUUCUGGAACAAAAAGAUAAAAUUAUAUCUCAAAGAAUUUAAUAGAAUAUUUCAUUUGUUCUUUUAUGAAUAAUUAAUUUGUAAUAGGGGUCAGAAAUUUAAAAAUGGUUUUGAAAUAAAGAAUUUUCAGUGGCAUUUAAUACAUUUUGAAAAAAUAAUUUUUUAAGGAUCUGGAAAGUUUGUUUGCCUUAAAAAUGAUAUUUUAGCAUAUCAUUAAUCUGUUCAUUUACUGAAAAGAAAAGUGUAGCCUUAUAUUUAAGUGUACUGUAAAAUGGGUAGCCUAGUCUAAAAGAUUAUGUUUUCCAAUUUAAAAUCUUAAAUUCCUUUAUUAUAGUCAUGCUUUUUCCACCUAUUAUAUUGCAUGAAAAGAAAACUACUCUAUUUUCCACAUAUAUCUUGUUUUUAAAAACAUUCUAACUUAGUACUGAAAAGUUUGGAUGUUCAGCCUAAACUAUAAAAUGUGAAGAAUUGUCAAUAACUUUCCAGCGAUAAAUAAUAGUACUAAUAUUAACAAAAAAUAUAUAAUCGUACUGUUUGAUAUUGAUUAUACAAUACAUGUAGAUAUAACGAUAAUGUGUUUUAUUUUUCAUGUCUUUACAUGAUUUAAGUAUGGAUUAUUUGUAUUAAAAUUAAUUAAAACCGGAUUUAUUA
Messenger RNA from Patella vulgata (common limpet), 2521 nucleotides. Its product is annotated as nucleoredoxin. Lineage: Eukaryota; Metazoa; Mollusca; Gastropoda; Patellidae. Bases 99 to 1355 code for a protein of 418 amino acids. The transcript is spliced from 7 exons. The record is from RefSeq and is a predicted model, not a curated record.